GGUCUUAUCUAUGAUGGGAAAAAUAAAUAAAUUAGUGCAACUACAUAUUAACUAACCGGUAGCAAGAUCCAAAUGCUAAAGAGCGAAGCUUAUUGAAUCUCUUUGGCAAAGAUUCCAAUAAUGGAUGUGUCGAUUUCUCUCUCUACAACGCGUCCUCCGUUUUCUCUCUCCCGCCAACUUUUCCUCCGCCCGCGACUGCUGCGUUUCUCCCCAAAUUUCGGAGUCUUCCUCCGCAAGCCGCCGUCGAUUUCCCGCCAAAACAAACUCGCCGUCACAGCUCUUCAGCUUUCGAAUCAGACUCAGAAUGACGAUUUUGUCCUCGAAGACGUUCCGCAUCUCACCAACUUCCUUCCCGAUUUGCCGUCAUAUCCAAACCCAUUACAAAAGAGCCAAGCUUAUUCAAUUGUCAAGAGAAAUUUUGUGAGCCCAGAUGAUGUGGUUGCACAAAAUGUUGUUAUUCAAAAGGAAAAUCCUAGAGGAGUUCAUUUUCGGCGGGCAGGACCUAGAGAAAAGGUUUUUUUCAAGCCAGAAGAAGUACGUGCUUGCGUGGUGACUUGUGGUGGAUUAUGCCCAGGAAUUAAUACAGUGAUUAGGGAAAUUGUAUGCGGCUUGAACAACAUGUAUGGUGUUCAAGACAUACUUGGGAUUGAGGGAGGAUAUAAAGGGUUUUAUUCAAAAAAUACCAAGAUAUUGAAUCCUAAAGUGGUUAAUGAUAUCCAUAAACGUGGUGGCACCUUUCUUUGCACAUCUCGUGGAGGACAUGAUACACACAAGAUAGUAGAUAACAUUGAGGACCGGGGAAUAAAUCAGGUAUACAUUAUUGGAGGUGAUGGUACUCAAAGAGGAGCUGCACUCAUUUAUGAGGAAGUUAAAAAGCGUGGUCUUCAAGUCGCUGUGGCUGGGAUUCCAAAGACAAUUGAUAAUGAUAUUGCUGUGAUAGACAAAUCUUUUGGAUUUGAUACUGCUGUGGAAGAAGCCCAGAGAGCCAUUAACGCUGCACAUGUGGAGGUUGAGAGUGUCGAAAAUGGAGUUGGAAUUGUCAAGCUGAUGGGCAGAUACAGUGGUUUCAUUGCAAUGUAUGCAACAUUGGCAAGUCGAGAUGUGGAUUGCUGCUUGAUUCCAGAGUCUCCCUUUUAUUUGGAAGGGAGAGGUGGGCUUUUUGAGUUUAUUGAACAGAGGCUAAAAGAAAAUGGACAUUUAGUUAUUGUGGUAGCAGAAGGAACUGGUCAGGAAUAUGUUGCUGCAGAAGUGCAUGCAGCAGAUAAAAAGGAUGCAUCAGGGAACAAGCUACUUCUUGAUGUUGGUCCAUGGUUAUCUGAUAAGAUCAAGGAUCAUUUCACAAUGUCUCGAAAGAUGCCAGUGAAUAUGAAAUAUAUAGAUCCAACAUACAUGAUUCGAGCUAUUCCAAGUAAUGCCUCGGACAACAUUUACUGCACUCUUCUUGCUCAUGGUGCUGUUCAUGGAGCUAUGGCUGGAUAUACUGGCUUCACAGUUGGGCCUGUGAACAGUAAACAAGCUUAUAUUCCAAUUGCUCGUGUGACGGAGAGACAAAACACAGUGAAGCUGACGGAUAGGAUGUGGGCUAGACUUCUUGCAUCGACGAAUCAACCAAGUUUUAUUGGCUCUGAUCAAGAAAGAGUUGACAAAGAGAUACUGAAGAUAUAAUAAAUAAUAAUAAUAUGAAUAUGAUUUCUAUCUAGGUUUAAUGGAUAUCCAUUGAUUAGUCAGAUGAUGCAUUAACAUUUAAUUUAUUUAGCAUAUGGGAGCUGAUACCUGUUCAUUUUUUUGUAUUUUAUUAAUUAUGCACACCUUAUGCACCUAGAAUAUGUUUACAAAUUUUGAAAUACAAAAAUUGGUUAACUGUUUUUAGAAUAGCCUAGAAUGUGUUUGCAUUUGAAGGGCAAACAUAACAAGAUUUUAUUAUGUUGUUUUUUCGUUUACAUUUUUAAUUGGAUGGUGCAUUAACAUA
Messenger RNA from Cajanus cajan (pigeon pea), 1969 nucleotides. RefSeq names its product ATP-dependent 6-phosphofructokinase 4, chloroplastic. Lineage: Eukaryota; Viridiplantae; Streptophyta; Magnoliopsida; Fabales; Fabaceae. The record is from RefSeq and is a predicted model, not a curated record. Gene Ontology annotation, molecular function: 6-phosphofructokinase activity; ATP binding. Gene Ontology annotation, biological process: fructose 6-phosphate metabolic process; glycolytic process.